CAACUGUCUAGCGCGUCAUCCAAAAGAAAAAGGAUGGCAAUCCCCAGUCUGGUCAGAAAGAAGCUCUAAGUCCGGGGUUGCCUUGGCACUAGGAGGGCUAGAGACAGCGUUGGCUGUUUCGCAUGUGAAAGACACCAUGUUCCCCGGGGCACUAUUGCUUGCUUAUAAUCCCCGGACCUGCCAUUGCUUCUUGUGUCUUUUUUGAUCUGUAUUGUCUCUUCUCUGAUACGUUUUUCACUCUCCUUGUACCUAUCUCAUUACAUACUCAGUCCACAAGAUGUCUGCGCGAUACUCAACCGCCGACGUGGCGUCGCAUAACAAGGGUGACAGCCUCUGGAUCGUUGUCGACGAGGACGUGUACGACGUCACCAAGUUCCAAGAUGAGCACCCAGGCGGCAAGAAGAUCCUCCAGCGCGUCGCCGGCAAGGACGCAUCCAAGCAAUUCUGGAAAUACCACAACGAGAGCAUCCUCAAGAAGUACCAGAAGCUUCAAAUCGGCUCGUUAGACUCAAAAGCCGCCCCGGCCGCCCCUCCACCACCGCCGCCAGCACCGAAGAAGGAGGUCGUUAAGCCAAAGGCAGAGCCCGGCGUCGUUGCGCCUCAGCCCACGGAGGCUGCGGAGGAGGAGUUUGAAGCAUUGGAUCCAUACGGUGACCUUGUUCCCUAUGCCGACCCAUCAUGGUAUCAAUCUUACCACUCUCCCUACAUGAACGAAACCCACGCCGCGCUCCGCGACGAAGUCCGCCAAUGGGUCGAAGAGAAGAUCAUGCCCAACGUGACCGAAUGGGACGAGGCGAAGAAGGUGCCCGACGAGAUCUUCCGAGACAUGGGCGAGCGAGGAUACCUGGCCGGUCUGCUCGGCGUGCACUACCCCAAAGAAUUCACAACAAACCACGUCAAGAGCGUGCCGGUCGAGAAGUGGGAUCUCUUCCACGAGAUGAUCAUCACGGACGAGCUGUCUCGCUCUGGCAGCGGAGGUCUUGUCUGGAAUCUUAUCGGUGGUUAUGGUAUUGGAUGCCCGCCUCUUGUGAAAUUCGGCAAGAAGCCUUUGGUCAAGCGAAUCCUGCCUGAGCUGCUCAGCGGCGAGAAGCGCAUCUGUCUCGCAAUCACCGAACCGGACGCCGGUAGCGACGUCGCGAAUUUGACAUGUGAAGCCAAGCUUUCUGAGGAUGGCAAGCACUACAUCGUCAACGGCGAGAAGAAGUGGAUCACCAAUGGUAUCUGGUCGGACUACUUCACGACUGCCGUCCGCACUGGCGGCGAGGGCAUGAACGGCGUGUCCGUGCUCCUCAUCGAGCGCAGCGCCGGCGGCGUGUCCACCCGCAAGAUGGACUGCCAGGGCGUGUGGAGCAGCGGCACGACCUACAUCACGUUCGAGGAUGUCAAGGUGCCCGUCGAGAACCUCAUCGGAAAGGAGAACCAGGGCUUCAAGGUCGUCAUGACCAACUUCAAUCACGAGCGCAUCGGCAUCAUCAUCCAGUGCAUCCGCUUCUCCCGCGUCUGCUACGAGGAGUCCAUCAAGUACGCACACAAGCGCCGCACCUUUGGCAAGCGCCUCAUAGACCACCCUGUCAUCCGCCUCAAGCUCGCACACAUGGCCCGCCAGAUCGAGGCCUCAUACAACUGGCUCGAGAACCUCAUCUUCCAGUGCCAGCGCAUGGGUGAGAUGGAAGCUAUGCUGAAGCUCGGUGGCGCCAUCGCCUCCCUCAAGGCUCAGUCGACGACCACUUUCGAGUUCUGCGCCCGCGAGGCUAGCCAGAUUUUCGGCGGUCUGAGUUACAGCCGCGGUGGACAGGGCGCGAAGGUCGAGCGCCUGUACAGGGAUGUCAGGGCCUACGCCAUCCCCGGUGGUAGCGAGGAGAUCAUGUUGGAUCUUUCCAUCCGACAGGCGUUGAGGGUGCACAAGGCUUUGGGCAUGAAGUUGUAAGAUUAUCAAAAAGAAGUUGUAUAUAUAUCCAUUGGUGUUUAGUUAAAUUUCGUGGUGGUCACGAUAGAUAUUUUAUUUGGGUGUAUGUAUUGAGUCGAGAAAUACAUCUGAUGUUCGUAUUAU
Aaosphaeria arxii CBS 175.79 is the source of this 2050-nucleotide messenger RNA. Its product is annotated as short-chain specific acyl-CoA dehydrogenase mitochondrial precursor. Bases 278 to 1927 code for a protein of 549 amino acids. The transcript has 4 exons. Gene Ontology annotation, molecular function: oxidoreductase activity, acting on the CH-CH group of donors; flavin adenine dinucleotide binding. The record is from RefSeq and is a predicted model, not a curated record. NCBI's taxonomy places the organism in Eukaryota, Fungi, Ascomycota, Dothideomycetes, Pleosporales.